Molecule: messenger RNA, 972 nt
Organism: Cordyceps fumosorosea ARSEF 2679
Lineage: Eukaryota; Fungi; Ascomycota; Sordariomycetes; Hypocreales; Cordycipitaceae
Exons: 1
Coding region: 1-972 (323 amino acids)
Source: RefSeq, a predicted model, not a curated record
AUGCAGCAAAAGGAGAAAGAGCAGGACUGUGACACCGCCGCUGCUGCUGCUGCGGCGUCCGCGUCCAGCAGCGGCGAGGCGUCCGCGUCGUCCUCCACCUCAACGUCUGCCUCAACCCCAAGCUCAUCCUCAUCCUCAUCAUCGACCUCCUCUCCCUCGGACACGGAGAACCCUCCCUCUCUGCCCCGCAUUCCCUUUCUCCAGCUCUCCAUCGAGCCCACCCGCAUCACCCCUCGCAGCUGCCUCCGCGUCCGCACCCUCCGCAAAACCCCUCCCCCUCCCCCGCGCUCCUCCCCACGCGUGACCAAGCACGCCCACUUCCCCAGCGACGAGUCCACCGGCAUCUGCCUCCAAACCGGCGCCCGCCUGCCCUUCCGCCCACGCACCGACGCCCUCCAGGACGCCUUCGCCGACCGCAGCCGCGUCCUCCGCAUCAUCCGCCACGAGCGCCUCCAAGCGCGCGCCUCUUCCUCCUCCUCCUCCUCCUCCACCACCACCGACGAGGACGAUGACCAACCGUGGGGCCGCGCGCCCGACCGGGACCCCGAGGAGGAGGACCUCGACCCGCGCGUCCCCGCGGAGCUCGACCUGCUCGGCUGCUGCAAGCAGGCGGACGUCUACUGCCGUGUGCUCACCCGCCGGGCGAUCGCGGGGGGCGCGCUCGAUUUUGCGCUGUACGUGACGCGCGCGGCGGCGUCGCUGCGCGCGCUGGAGGAGACGGCGCGGGCGCACGCGGACUGUGCCAGGGUGGGCAGCUACGAGGGGGAGGAGCGCAGGCACGCGCACGCCGGGCCGCACGCGAAGACGACGCUGCCGGAGAGCAUGUACGCCGACUUUGCGGGCGCCAUGUCGGGGCAGAGGGCGCGCCCGGCGCCGGCGGUGGCGGCGCCGCGGCUGCCGGCGGUGGUGGUCACGUCGGCGGAGGGCGAGGUCCGGGAGGUGUCUGCUGGUUCUUCCCCCAAGUCUGAGUGA